AUGGCUGGCCUGAACGUCUCCAUUGCUUUCUUUUUCCUGGUUAUUGGGGUGUGUCAGGCCCUCAGGUGGCUUUCCAAGAGGCUUCUGUCUCCUGGAGCAUACGUCUGCCUUGCCAGAGAACUUGCUGGCUCGCUGCAGUUGUGCACGAGCUGCCUUGAGCUGAGGAUGCUGGCGGAGAUCGGCAUGUGGGGUGGUGGCUUUGGCCCAGACGUGGUCCUGACUCUGCUCUUCCUCCUCUUCGUGCUUCACGGCGCUUCUUUCGAUGGAGCAUCCGCCAACCCGACCGUCUCUCUCCAGGAGUUCCUGCUCCUCGAGUCCAACCUCGCAGCCACUGCUGCCAAGCUGCUGGCCCAGGGUGCGGGCACAGGGAUGGGUUGGGCUGUCACCAAGCUCUACUGGUCCUGGGAGCUGACUCAUUUCCACCUCAUCCAGAACCUGAUAGCGUCAGAGUGCAGCUCCUCCAUCCACACGUCUCUGCACCACGCCGCCUUUGUGGAAGGCACCUGCUCUUUCCUUCUCCACCUUGUCCUUCUCAAGUUGCGACAGAGUCGCCCAAUGUACCAGGUCCCUGCCCUGGCUGCGACUGUCACCUUCCUGACCUACACAGCCGAACAGUUCACGGGGGCCUUCUUCAACCCUGCUCUGGCCAUGGCCACCACCUUCCGCUGCUCGGGGAACAGCUUUUGGGAUUACAUCCAGGUUUACUGGCUGGGGCCCCUCGCAGGGAUGCUCGCUGCCCUCCUGCUGUACCAAGGCAACAUCCCACGGCUCUUCCGCAAAAACCUCCUCUACAGCCAGAAGAGCAAAUACAAGAUACCCAAGGCAAGGGUGGUGGCGCACGUGGAGGGCGAGGAACUGCGGCGGAAGAGGAAAGGGGAGAAGAACGACUCUGAGCCUCAUGCCUGA
This is a messenger RNA of Tauraco erythrolophus (red-crested turaco), 906 nucleotides long. Its product is annotated as aquaporin-12. Lineage: Eukaryota; Metazoa; Chordata; Aves; Musophagiformes; Musophagidae. Gene Ontology annotation, biological process: transmembrane transport. Gene Ontology annotation, cellular component: membrane; cytoplasm. The record is from RefSeq and is a predicted model, not a curated record. Gene Ontology annotation, molecular function: channel activity.